Messenger RNA from Gossypium raimondii (Peruvian cotton), 1646 nucleotides. Its product is annotated as ankyrin repeat domain-containing protein 2B. Gene Ontology annotation, cellular component: chloroplast outer membrane. The transcript has 8 exons. Bases 280 to 1365 code for a protein of 361 amino acids. The record is from RefSeq and is a predicted model, not a curated record. Gene Ontology annotation, biological process: protein targeting to chloroplast. Gene Ontology annotation, molecular function: protein binding; chloroplast targeting sequence receptor activity. Lineage: Eukaryota; Viridiplantae; Streptophyta; Magnoliopsida; Malvales; Malvaceae.
AAGGAGGAGGUGAUCACCUCCAAUUUCCAAUUUUUGUGUUAAUUGCAUUCAGAGUUCACUCUUAAAAGGCAAUGGUGCUUUGCCUCUGCCUUAGGCUUUAGCCUCCUCUCCUGUCUUACUGUGUUUCACUUUACUUGUCCGAGAGAGUUUUCUGAUUCUCUAUUCCUCAUUUUAUGUUACAUUUUUCCCCAGAGACACAAACCAAUACACUUUCAUCUCUCUUCAUUUUUUUUCCUUUCCAGUGCCAAUUUCUUCUUUCAAUUAAGCUAUUAUUCCUCCAUGGCUUCCAAUUUGCAACACGAUUCCACUUCUUCCAAUGAGAAAUCGGCUUUGACAACAGACACCGAAGGUAUGAAAUCAGAAAUAUCCACCAUUGACAGCAAAACUUCGAAACCAGAAGCUUCCCAACCAGCUCAGGCUGGAGCCUCCCCUUCCAAUAUGGGACCUGGGUUUGUCCCACCCAAUCCGUUUGAUUCCUCAGCCAUGAGUGGCCUUCUUGAGGAUCCAAGCAUCAAGAGACUAGCUGAGCAGAUAGCAAAAGAUCCUUCAUUUAACCAAAUGGCAGAGCAGCUCACUAUGAUGUUUCAAGGGGCAUCAGCCGAAGAGAGUUUGCCUGAGUUUGAACCACAGCAGUACUAUUCGACCAUGCAACAGGUUAUGCAGAAUCCCCAGUUUAUGACCAUGGCUGAACGCCUGGGUAAUGCAUUAAUGCAGGAUCCUGCUACGUCUAGUAUGCUUGAAAGUUUGUCCAAUCCUCAGCAAAAAGACCAGAUUGAGGAAAGAAUGACACGUAUCAAAGAGGAUCCAUCAUUGAAACAUAUUCUAGAAGAAAUAGAGACAGGUGGUCCCACAGCAAUGAUGAGGUACUGGAAUGAUAAAGAAGUUCUCCAGAAGUUGGGUGAAGCAAUGGGUCUUGCAGAUUCAGGAGAUGCAGCCAUUUCUGUUGGUAACGCUGCAGCCGAUGAAGAUGAUGAAGUAGGGAAUGAGGAUGAGUCAAUUGUACAUCAUUGUGCUAGUGUUGGUGAUGUUGAGGGUCUGAAAACUGCACUAACCUCUGGUGCUGACAAGGAUGAAGAAGAUGCAGAGGGGAGGACGGCAUUACAUUUUGCAUGUGGUUAUGGCGAGAUGAAAUGUGCACAGAUCCUUGUUGAAGCUGGAGCAAGAGUGGAUGCUUUGGACAAGAAUAAGAAUACUGCACUUCAUUAUGCAGCUGGUUAUGGAAGGAAAGACUGUGUGGCCCUUCUACUGGAGAACGGGGCUGCCGUCACACUCCAAAACAUGGAUGGCAAGACCCCCAUUGAAGUAGCCCAGCUGAACAAUCAGCAUGAGGUAGUAAAGUUGUUGGAGAAGGAUGGGUUUUUGUGAGUUGGGAGGGGGCACUGGCAUGUGUGCAUGGGAAGGUGCUGCUUGCAUUGCGCCCAUGAAUUAAAUUGUACCUCCAGGAAAAAGGAGGUAAAGUGGUAAACUCAAAACAAUAAAUAAAUAAAAUAUAUACUGAAUACAAUAAUAAUAAUAAACGCAUGCCAGAAUUUAUGUGAAAACAUAGAAGUUAUAUGAACGAAAGAUCUGUAGAUGAAGACUGGUAGCCAACAACAAUGUUUAUUGUGUUUUUGUUAAUCACAGUUAACAAUAAAGUCAUUUCAUCA